CAAAGUUGCUGAACCGACCCAAUCAGCGCCUUGUUGGCAGUAGCUUGCACGGUGGGGCUGUCCAGCGUGUGGGUGGUCUGCGUCAUUCCGCUUUUGACACGAUGGUCUUCCAGUUUGCGGCCGCACCGGCGGCGAUCCCCGCGCUCAUCACGCUGGCCCUCGGCGGCUGCUUGUACCAGGCGCUCAAGGCGUCGCCGACCUUGCCGCUCGACAUGUACUCGACGAUCGACGACGCCUCGGCCACGCCGGGCCACGGCGCGAUCUACACGUACCGUGGAGAGCCCGUUACCCUCGAGAAGCUCACGCUGCUCGACCAACUGCUCAAGGCCGUCGACGCCUUCCCGAACCAGCCGUUCCUCGGCCGCCGACCCGUGGACGCUGACGGCGUCGCGGGGCCGUUCACGUGGCAGACGUACGCCGAGUGCUACAAGCGCAUCCAGUGCAUUGCGUCGGGGCUCGUCGUGCACAAGAUGCUGGAGCCGACCGACGACGGCCACAAGUUCCUCGGCAUUUACAUGAAGAACCGACCCGAGUGGGUGCUUUCGCAGUACGCAGCGUACCACGCCGGCGCGGCGGUCGUGCCCAUCUACGACACGCUCGGUGUCACCUCCACCGAGUUCAUUCUCAACCAAACCGGCGUGACCACUGUCGUCUGCACCUCCGCCGAGCUCGAAGGCUUGCUCGCCAAGGCCAAAUCGGUGACGUCGUUGCGUCAUAUCAUCCUCGCCGACGUCACCACAAUCGAAGCGUACUUGGUGGUUCGCGCCGGCGCGCUGGAUGUCCGGCUCUGGACGCUGGCCGAAGUCGAAGCCGCGGGCGCGGUCUCGCUCGUGCCGGCCGUGCCCAUUUCGCCAAGCUCCAUGGCGCUUCUCAUGUACACGAGCGGCACGACAGGCGAUCCCAAGGGCGCGAUGCUGUCGCACACGAACCUCGUCACGGUGCGCCAGGGCACGUUUGCCCGCCUUGAGUUUGGCCGCGUCGGCAGGAUGCUCAAGAGCCACCCGAGCGUUCUUUCGUACCUCCCGCUCGCCCACAUUGCCGAGCAAAAUUUGCAGGCGAGCAUGAUUCAUGCGGCCGGCGCGAUCGGUUUUUACCAGGGCGACCCGCUCAAGAUCCUCGACGACCUCCAAGCUCUGCGCCCGACCAUCUUUGCGAGCGUGCCCCGGCUCCUCAACCGCAUUUACGAAAAAGUCAUGGAGGCGGCGAUGGGCGCGGGCGGUAUCAAGGCGUGGCUCUUCGUCACGGCGCUGCACGCCAAGGUCGCGAACCUCGAGCGCGGGUACGCGUCGCACGCGUUCUACGACCGCCUCGUGUUUGGCAAGCUCAAGGCCAAGCUUGGGCUCGACCGCUGCGAACUCUUUUUUGCGGGCGCAGCCCCGCUCGCCCCGCCCGUCCUCUCGUUCUACCGCGUGCUGCUCAACUGCAUGUGUCUUGAGAUGUACGGUCAGACCGAAGUCAGCGGCAGCUCGACGAUGACCGACCACCGCGAGUGCGACGCCGGCACCGUCGGUCCGCCGCUCGUGACAAGCCAAGUCAAGCUCGUGUCUGUGCCCGACAUGGGCUACCUCGUCGACGACACCAAGCACGGCGACGACGACCAAGCGAUGAUCGUUUGCGGGCGCGGGGAAGUGUGCGUCCGUGGCCCCGCCGUCUUUGGUGGCUACUACAAGGACGCUGCGCGCACGGCCGAGGCGCUUGACGCCGAUGGCUGGCUACACUCGGGCGACAUUGGCGUCUGGACGACCGACGGCCGACUCAAGAUCGUCGACCGCAAGAAGAACAUCUUCAAGCUCGCGCAGGGCGAGUACGUCGCCCCCGAGAAGAUUGAAAACGUCCUCCAAGCCUCGCCGUACGUCGCCCAAGUGUUCGUGUACGGCGACAGCCUCCAUGCGAGCCUCGUUGCCGUCGUCAACCCGGACGAAGCGGCGCUGACAGCGCUCGCCGCGACCCUCAACCUCGCGGGCUCGGUGGCCGACUACUGCGCGUCGCCCGAGGUGGCCAAGGUCGUCCUCGCCGAUCUGCAGCGCGUGAGCAAAGCGGGCGGCCUCCUCGGCUUCGAGACCGUGCGCGCCGUGCACCUCGAACCGACGCUCUUUGCGGUCGCCAACGAUCUCUUGACGCCGACGCUCAAGCUCAAGCGCCACGUGGCCGCCAAGACGUACCGGCCCCAGAUCGACGCCAUGUAUACGAGCGUUGGCGCCAAGGCCGCACAAGCCUAGUCUGUCGUCAUGACUGUGAUGUGGACAAGAUUGCUGUGUCAUGUGGA
Messenger RNA from Saprolegnia diclina VS20, 2266 nucleotides. RefSeq lists its product as hypothetical. Bases 102 to 2219 code for a protein of 705 amino acids. NCBI's taxonomy places the organism in Eukaryota, Oomycota, Saprolegniomycetes, Saprolegniales, Saprolegniaceae. The record is from RefSeq and is a predicted model, not a curated record. The transcript is spliced from 6 exons. Gene Ontology annotation, molecular function: long-chain fatty acid-CoA ligase activity. Gene Ontology annotation, cellular component: membrane; endoplasmic reticulum.